AGUUCGUAUUUACUUGUCAACACGUGCUCAUGCGAUUUUCAUGCGGUGUUUAUGAUUUGAGGUUAUAUUUUAGGCAUGCAGAGGAAAGUCUAAGCGACAGAUCAGUUUUCAUAUUAAUUGGUUUAUUUUGCAUUAAUAUUGAACCGAUAGUUUAUUCAUUUUAACAAAAUGGGUCGCAGUAAAAAGGGACGAUGUGUGAAACGAAAUAAACAGUUAGAAUUGGUAGAAAAAGAUGAGUUGGUCAAAGCACCUCAUUCCUUUGUUAUUCAUAGAGGAUUACCAGGUGAUCACAUUGUUGAACUAACCAAGGAUUUCCGUAAAGUCAUGGAACCUUUCACUGCAAGUGUAUUGAAGGAGCGUAAAAAAAAUACUAUCAAAGAUUUUGUCUCUAUUGCCAGUGUUUUACAUGUUACACAUAUGUCCAUAUUCACACGAACUGAACUUGGAAUGUAUCUUAAGCUUUGCAGGAUACCAAGAGGUCCAACCCUUACUUUUAAAGUUAAAAACUUCACCUUGGCACGUGAUGUGGUAUCUACAACAAAAAAGCAACUUGUAUUUGAAGAAGCUUUUAAACAUUCACCUCUUAUUAUUUUAAAUAAAUUCAGUGGAGAAGGAAUGCAAAUGAAGUUAAUGGCUUCAAUGUUCCAAAAUAUGUUCCCAACGAUCAACUUAGCUACUGUAAAUUUAAGUAAUCUUCGUCGCUGCGUCUGUUUAAAUUAUGAUCCAGAGACAAAGUUGAUAGAUUUCAGACAUUAUGCUAUCAAAGUUGUUCCUGUUGGUUUAUCAAGAAGUGUAAAAAAAUUAGUUCAAGCCAAAAUACCAAAUUUAUCACGUUGUGAAGAUUUUGGUGACUUUAUGACAAAACCAACAAUGUCAGAAAGUGAAGCUGAAGAUGACCCUGCUAGUCACGUUACAUUGCCCCAAAAAUUGUCUUCCAGAGGAAAUCACGAAAAAAGCACAAGUGCAAUUAGAUUAUAUGAACUUGGACCCAGACUCACAUUACAGCUAAUUAAAGUUGAAGAUGGACUUAUGGAAGGUGAAGUACUUUACCAUGAGCUUGUUAGUAAAACUGAUGAGGAAAAGCUAUUAAUACAGAAGAAACGAGAGCAGAAGAAAAAAUUGAAAGAGAAGAGGAAAAAGAUACAAGAUGAAAAUAAGAGCAAAAAAGAUGCUACAAAGCAAGAACUUAAAGAAAAAUCACUCAAAGGUAUAGAGAAGAAAAAAGAAAGUGACAUCCUUAUGCAAAAAAUAAAUAAAGAAUCACAAGAGAUAAACAAAUCAGAUGACGACGAUGAUGCACAGUAUUACAGGGAUGAAGUUGGUGAAGAACCAGAUCAAGAUCUUUUCCAAGGAAAUGCCAAUAACAAGAGGCCACGAGCAUAUGUACCAAGAUAUAAAACAAAAAAGAUGAAAACUGGAAAUGAAAAACCUAAAGCAGCAAAAGGAGGAUUUGACAAAACAAAAAGACGAGAAUUUAAAAAAAAAUAAUGUAAUAACUUUUUCGUAAUUUUACACACUUAUGUUAGUCACUCAAUUUUCAACUGUACAUAUACAUAAAAAUUAUAUUAUGUAAAAGAACUUUUUUUAUAAGUUAUACAAAAAUGCUAUAUUUUUUUAGCAACAUUCUGUCAUUUCAGUACGUGAUGUGAUAUACUUGUUAUCGAAUAAAAUAUGUCUAUAAAAACU
Molecule: messenger RNA, 1686 nt
Organism: Nasonia vitripennis (jewel wasp)
Lineage: Eukaryota; Metazoa; Arthropoda; Insecta; Hymenoptera; Pteromalidae
Gene: ppan
Product: protein Peter pan
Exons: 6
Coding region: 169-1488 (439 amino acids)
Biological process (GO): rRNA processing; ribosomal large subunit assembly
Cellular component (GO): preribosome, large subunit precursor
Molecular function (GO): rRNA binding
Source: RefSeq, a predicted model, not a curated record